AUGAUUGCGACAGCAUGGACAUUUAUGACUUUGAUGUCGUUGCUCACUAACUUCAGACAUAGGAGGUUAACAUACAGAGGAUGGAUACCAUACGAUUAUUCGUCUUAUAUAAAAUUUUGUCUUACAUAUGGUCAACAACUAUUAAGCACGUUCCAUGGUGCUUCCAUAAAUGUUGCUUGCGAUACUCUCUUGUGCGGGUUCUUAAUGCACAUAUGUUGUCAAAUUGAGAUUUUGGAGUAUCGCCUAAAAAAACAUUUAUGCAAUCAAUUUAGUCUGGGCUAUUGCAUACGCCACCACAAUCGAAUUUUUGAAUAUGCUCAAUUAGUGAACGUGAGAUUUACAAAAAUAGUCGGAUUUCAGUUUAUGGCAAGUACGAUGGUAAUUUGCUGCAAUUUGUAUCAAUUGACCGAUUCGGCUUUGAGCGCAAAUCAUAUUCCAUUAAUUAUGUACACAUGUUGCAUGCUGACACAAAUAUUUAUUUAUUGCUGGUUUGGAAACAAAGUCAAAUUCAAGAGUCUUCAACUGACGGACAGCAUCUUUCAUAUUGAGUGGCCAAUUUUAAACAAUAACAUUAAGAAGAGUCUCUUAGUAAUUAUGAAGCGUGUAAUAAUACCUAUUGAAAUUUCUACUGUAUAUAUUCUAACUAUAAAUUUGGAUUCUUUUGUGGCGUUGCUUAAAACAUCGUACUCUGUUUACAAUUUAUUGGUACGAGUGCAAGAAUACUAA
Molecule: messenger RNA, 726 nt
Organism: Atta colombica
Lineage: Eukaryota; Metazoa; Arthropoda; Insecta; Hymenoptera; Formicidae
Product: odorant receptor 94a-like
Exons: 4
Coding region: 1-726 (241 amino acids)
Biological process (GO): sensory perception of smell; detection of chemical stimulus involved in sensory perception of smell
Cellular component (GO): plasma membrane
Molecular function (GO): olfactory receptor activity; odorant binding
Source: RefSeq, a predicted model, not a curated record